Mus musculus (house mouse) is the source of this 4330-nucleotide messenger RNA. RefSeq names its product transmembrane protease, serine 9 (gene Tmprss9). Gene Ontology annotation, biological process: proteolysis. Gene Ontology annotation, cellular component: membrane; plasma membrane. NCBI's taxonomy places the organism in Eukaryota, Metazoa, Chordata, Mammalia, Rodentia, Muridae. The transcript has 18 exons. Bases 147 to 4175 code for a protein of 1342 amino acids. The record is from RefSeq and is a predicted model, not a curated record. Gene Ontology annotation, molecular function: serine-type endopeptidase activity; peptidase activity; hydrolase activity.
ACGCUCAAUGGUGAAAGUGCAUGCACAUCAUCAGUCCAAAGAGCAGAGUUCACAUCCCAGGCCCGGUGCCAAAGCUGGGUGGACAUGGCUGCCCUCCUGUAAUUCCAGCCUGGAAGGGAAUCCCAGAGCAAACAGACCAGAGAUAGAUGGGUGGAGAGGUGGAGACACAGCUCAGGGUUGAGUGUCUUGCUGCUCUUGCAGAGGACCUGAGUUCAGUUCCCAGCACCCAUGUUGGUAAGCUCACAACUGCAUGUAGCCCCAACUCUAGGGGAAUUAGAUACCUCUGGCCCACUGUGGUUGUUGACACACACACACACACACACACACACACACACACACACACACACACACACAGAGCUCAAUCCUUUUACCUAAAGAGGACCCUGGAAUCCUCUGGCUUUGUCCUGUUUCACCUCCUCCUGCCUCAGCUGCCAGCAGAAUCGCCCUUAUGUGAAGCCCAGGCAGCCCACCCAGCUCAUCAGGGAUCCACCGUGGUGGGCAGACCCCGACUUGAUCCCAGGUUCCCUCUCUACAGGUGUGGACACCGCCCACUGCCACCCCAACCCUGGCUCCAGUUAAUGGGGCAGGUCCCUGACCUCAAGACAAGGUGGUUUGGGGUGUGUGGCCACUUGAGAGGGUGGUACCCAGCCCAGGUUACUCCUACCUGUGGGAAGCCCCGCCCCUCCCUCCAGGCACAGCUCAGCUCUGGCUCCCCGGUGUCCCUGAAGCUCUGUGAAGCUCUGCUCUGCUGGAAGGCUGGAACUUGGUGUCUAGCUGGAGCUUACCUUUGCCGAGCCAUGGAGCCCACUGCACCAGACUUACAACUUGUGCCAGAGGUGACAAAGGCUGUCUCUGUAUCUGCUCCAGACCCUGGCCCUUGUCGAACGGCUGUCAUCGCAGUGGUGGGCAUCAGCAUGGCCAUCGUGACCCUGGGAGUCCUUUCAGCCUUCUUCUCCGCACAGGGCGCCCACGUGGAGCACAUAGCAGAGCUACAUGGGAUCCGUUUCACCAGUUCUUUGCAGCAGGAGAACUCUGACUUCUACCGCCUACUCACGCAUGCUCUGCAGACACUGUUUGUGAGUAGUUUCCAGAAAACAGAGUUAGAGUCGAGCUGCGCAGGCUGCACCGUGCUUAGUUACAGGGAUGGCAAUUCCACUGUGAUUGUACAUUUCCGGCUACACUUUCUGCUCCGAGCCCUCCAGCCCCUGAGCCUGAAGCAGGAAGCAGACAUCUUGCAGAAAGGAAUCCAGGCAAGGCUGCAGGAACAAGGUCUUUCCCUGGCUGCCUAUGGCACCAUCGUGUCAGUCGAGCUGACAGGAAGGUGUGAAGGUCCGGUGACUGAGAGGGACUUAAAGUCAGGCCACUGCCCCGGGAAUGUCUUCUCCUGUCAGAAUGGUCAGUGCGUGAGCAAAGAGAACCCGGAGUGUGAUGACAGAGUGGACUGCUCCGACGAGUCUGAUGAGGCUCAGUGCGACUGCGGCUGGCAGCCUGCCUGGAGGUCAGCUGGCAGGAUCGUGGGAGGAGUGGAGGCGGCUCCCGGGGAGUUCCCCUGGCAGGUCAGUCUUCGAGAGAAUCACGAACACUUCUGUGGCGCCACCAUCAUCGGUGCCAGGUGGCUGGUGUCUGCUGCCCACUGCUUCAACGAAUUCCAGGACCCUGCGCAGUGGGCCGCCCAGGCGGGCAGUGUGCACCUGAGCGGGUCAGAGGCCAGCGCUGUGCGCACACGCGUGCUCCGCAUAGCCAAGCAUCCUGCCUAUGAUGCGGACACAGCGGACUUCGACGUGGCGGUGCUGGAGCUGGCGCGCCCGCUGCCCUUCGGACGCUAUGUGCAGCCUGCCUGCCUCCCCGCGGCCACGCACGUCUUCCCGCCGGGCAAGAAGUGUCUGAUCUCGGGCUGGGGUUACCUGAAAGAGGACUUCCUGGUGAAGCCAGAGGUCCUUCAGAAAGCCACGGUGGAAUUGCUGGACCAGAGCCUGUGUUCCAGCCUGUACGGCCACUCGCUCACCGACAGGAUGGUGUGUGCCGGCUACCUGGACGGGAAGGUAGACUCCUGCCAGGGGGACUCCGGGGGACCCCUGGUCUGCGAGGAGCCUUCAGGAAGGUUCUUCCUGGCUGGUAUCGUGAGCUGGGGAAUCGGCUGCGCAGAAGCGCGGCGCCCAGGGGUCUACACCCGAGUCACCAGGCUGCGGGAUUGGAUCUUGGAGGUGACCAGCGCUGCUGACAUGCCUGUGGUCCCCACCGCGACUCCAGCGCCCGCCACCCCCAGCACUCCCUGGCCUACCAGCCCUGAGAGCUGGGCGCCCAACACCUUUGCCAAACCCACCGCUGCCCCCAGCCCUGUGCCACUGCACCCCAGCACUACGGCCAAGCCACAAGAGUGUGGGGCCAGACCCGCCAUGGACAAGCCCACUCGGAUUGUGGGCGGGAUCAGCGCCGUGUCUGGGGAGGUGCCCUGGCAGGCCAGCCUGAAGGAAGGACCCAGACAUUUCUGCGGAGCCACCGUGGUGGGUGACCGCUGGCUGCUGUCUGCCGCCCACUGUUUCAACCACACCAAAGUGGAGCAGGUGCAGGCGCACCUGGGCACCGUGUCCCUGCUGGGUGUCGGCGGGAGCCCCGUGAAACUGGGGCUCCGAAGGGUGGCCCUGCAUCCCCGCUACAACCCAGGAAUCCUGGACUUUGACGUGGCCCUGCUGGAGUUAGCCCAGCCAUUGGUCUUCAACAAGUACAUCCAACCGGUUUGUCUGCCCCUGGCCAUCCACAAGUUCCCAGUCGGCCGGAAGUGUAUGAUCUCAGGCUGGGGCAACAUGCAGGAGGGAAAUGCCACCAAGCCUGACAUCUUGCAGAAGGCGUCCGUGGGCAUCAUAGAGCAGAAGAUGUGUGGAGCCCUGUACAACUUCUCCCUCACUGACCGCAUGCUCUGUGCUGGCUUCCUGGAGGGCAGAGUUGACUCCUGCCAGGGUGAUUCUGGUGGCCCCUUGGCAUGUGAAGAGACACCUGGUGUCUUUUACCUGGCUGGCAUCGUGAGCUGGGGCAUUGGCUGUGCCCAGGCUAAGAAGCCUGGCGUAUAUGCACGAAUCACACGCCUCAAGGACUGGAUCCUGAAAGCGAUGUCCUCAGACCCCAGCUCCAUGGCUCGCCCCCACACCUCCAGCACACGGCUCAUCCCUAGUGAGCCCCCCAAAACCACAGCUGCUGGCCUCAUUAUCCCAGAGGCCACCACCAGCAGACUUGCUACCCCCAGGGCCACCAUCAGAGUGACCACUAGACCACUCAACACAACACUGUCUGCCAGGAGUACCACCACCAGGGGACAGACAGCAGCCCCAAGUGCACCGGGCACCACCAUACACUCUCACCUGCCAGAUUGUGGCCUGGCACCCCCCGGGGCCCUGACCCGGAUAGUGGGCGGCAGCGCAGCCUCGCUUGGGGAGUGGCCCUGGCAAGUGAGCCUGUGGCUGCGGCGCAGGGAGCACCGAUGUGGGGCGGUACUGGUGGCCGAGAGGUGGCUUCUGUCUGCAGCACACUGUUUCGACAUCUAUGGGGACCCUAUGCAGUGGGCGGCCUUCCUGGGCACCCCAUUCCUGAGCAGCACGGAGGGCCAGUUGGAGCGCGUGGCACGCAUCUAUCGCCACCCGUUCUACAACAUCUACACACUGGACUAUGACGUGGCACUGCUGGAGCUGGCGGGACCCGUGCGCCGCAGCCGCUUGGUGCGACCCAUCUGCCUACCAGGUCCCGCAAGGCCCCCUGACGGCGCUCGAUGCGUCAUCACCGGCUGGGGCUCGCUGCGCGAGGGAGGUAUACACGCAUGCGUCAGGCGCAGCCCAGGGGGCGUUGGAGACACUCCCCACCUACACCUAUCCCCGGAUCCCACAGGCUCCAUGGCGCGGCAGCUGCAGAAGGCCGCAGUAAGGGUCCUCAGUGAACAGACAUGUCGCCGCUUCUACCCAGUGCAGAUCAGCAGCCGUAUGUUGUGUGCAGGCUUCCCACAGGGUGGCGUGGACAGCUGCUCGGGUGAUGCAGGGGGACCCCUGGCCUGCAGGGAGCCAUCUGGCCAAUGGGUGCUAACUGGGGUCACCAGCUGGGGCUACGGCUGUGGCAGGCCCCACUUCCCAGGUGUCUACACUCGAGUGGCUGCUGUGCUGGGAUGGAUAGGCCAGAACAUCCAGGAAUGAUUGCCCUGUGGCUAGCAACCCAGGCGUGGACUGAGAAACACAGCUACGGGCCACCCACCCCACGCUGAGGAGUUGGUAGCAGGCAAACAUGGGAGUCCGAUGGGAACUAGCUGUGACUGUGUAUAUUGUUCCAAUAAACAGAGUCCUUUCUCCUA